AUGAAUCGACCCAAGACGUACACCAACAUCACACAGCAAUGGGCUCGGAGAUGUCAAGAUCUUCUCAUCAGCAACCACAGAAGGACAAACAAUUAUUCAUCAUUUUCAUGUAAACCAUCCAAGAGCAGUCAUGUCCGUUUCCAUCUCAACACUCGCGUGUAUGAAAACAAACAAUUUCACUUUUCACAUCAGAAGAGAGACAAUGAAAAGAGUAACAACGAAAGUAACACGGCCAGAUCAGCAAUUUCUGGAAUUACGACUUCACAAAUUGUGGAAAAUGUCAAAGUAUUAGAGACAUCAUCAUCCACAACAAAUUCUUCACAACAACCAUCCGCUCCACCUGCCACUGCAACCAUUGUCAUUAUCCAACAACAGCAACAGGCACCACAAGUCGUGUCAUCAUCUGCAGUCUCCACUCACACAAUGGAAAAUCAAUUGACAACUCCAGGAGACCACUCGACUUUUCAUCAUUUUUCGGCAACAAGUCAUGUUGACAUGCCAAUAACUCAACCCCAAUCAACCACAACUUCAACAAUUAUCAAAAUUGAUUCACAAGUAAUUUCGAAAGAGAUUGAAAAAGCAGUCAGUGAACAAAUUAAACAAAAGUUGAAACAUGCCUAUGAGCCAUCACGUGACGAAUAUGAAGUGAUUGAACAUUUAGAACAAGAACGUUUAUAUGAAGAAGGAACAAGACAGAAAAUGGGAUUUAUUCAAAAAAUUAGAACUUUUCUUAGAAAAAGGAGUACACUUCUUUCUAAUUUAUUACUCGUUGGAAAAGUGUUACCAGCCAAUGCCAUUGCUACUCUAUUCUUUUCCUAUUACAAGAUGGAAAAGAAUUACAAACAACGAUGUUUUGAACAACGAAUUACAGCAAGUUUGAAUUUUAUUGAUCACGAAACCAACACAUUUAAAGUGAGAAACAUUUUCUGCAAAAAUCUCGAUGAAGUGGUCUUGAACAAUCAAGCUGUUGUUCAAUUAAUUCAGGAAGCAGCAGCCAAUACUACGAGUGAGUCACCCAUUGUUAUUCUUCCAGAUGAUGACAAGUGGUUUUGUUUGCAUCUGAUUCAAUCUGUCAUUUCACAAAACGUGAGUGCUUCUGGUUAUUUCAGACAAGACAUGAAAUUAAAACAUCACAGUGAAUGGUAUGUCUUUGGAAUUACCAAUGAGGUAGACGUUACAGUCCGAAAGAUGCGUGUGGUCAUUGUUCAAGAACAAUUGUUAAAGAAAAUUCAAGAUGGAACUCUACAGGAACCACAAUUUGAACACAUCUACGGAGAAGUUCGUUGGAAUACGGUCAAGUUAAUGGCCAAGAUGUACCGAGAACAAUACGAUUCGAUCAUGCACACUGGAUUUGGUGAUUUAAUGCGAGUGGAGAUUGUAUUGAGUAUGUAA
Molecule: messenger RNA, 1392 nt
Organism: Naegleria lovaniensis
Lineage: Eukaryota; Heterolobosea; Eutetramitea; Acrasida; Naegleriidae
Exons: 5
Coding region: 1-1392 (463 amino acids)
Source: RefSeq, a predicted model, not a curated record